CGGGGAGGGAUUCCCGCGGCGCGGAGGCCGCCUUUCUCUCCCCGCCGCGGCUCGGGGGCGAGCGGCGGCCGUGGCGCCGGCCGCGGGAUGGGCGCGGGCAGCGGCGGGACCCCGCGAGGGCGGCGGGGGCCGCGCGGGGCCGGUGUGCGGUGGGAGGCUUUGGUUAGUGUUGUAGACUCAUAUUUUUCUGAAGCUGAUGUUCUCCUAACACUUUCAGCUUGGCUUUAAAAGCUACUUCACUGUAAUGUUUUAAAUGGUUAAAAAACCUCUAGGAUUUGAAGUUUAUUUAAAUUAAUUGAAGGAAGUACUUCUGGCCUCACCAAAGAAAUAACUGGAAUCAUGGAUCAGAACAACAGUUUGCCACCCUACGCUCAAGGCUUAGCCUCCCCUCAGGGUGCAAUGACCCCAGGAAUCCCAAUUUUCAGCCCAAUGAUGCCGUAUGGCACAGGACUGACACCGCAGCCUGUCCAGAGCACCAACAGUCUGUCCAUAUUGGAGGAACAGCAGCGGCAGCAGCAGCAGCAGCAAGCAGCACAGCAGUCCACGUCACAGCAAGCGACACAGGGAACAUCUGGUCAAACCCCCCAGCUCUUCCAUUCACAGACUCUUACCACAGCCCCUUUACCUGGAACCACACCUCUGUACUCCUCUCCAAUGACUCCAAUGACUCCAAUAACUCCUGCAACACCGGCCUCAGAGAGCUCUGGCAUAGUGCCACAACUACAGAAUAUUGUGUCCACAGUGAAUCUUGGUUGCAAACUUGACCUAAAAACUAUUGCACUUCGUGCCCGAAAUGCUGAAUAUAAUCCCAAGCGUUUUGCUGCUGUUAUUAUGAGAAUAAGAGAACCACGUACUACUGCACUGAUAUUCAGCUCUGGAAAAAUGGUGUGCACAGGAGCAAAAAGUGAGGAGCAAUCCAGACUGGCUGCAAGGAAGUAUGCAAGAGUUGUUCAGAAACUGGGUUUUCCUGCAAAAUUUUUGGAUUUUAAAAUUCAGAAUAUGGUGGGUAGCUGUGAUGUAAAAUUUCCCAUCAGACUGGAAGGAUUGGUACUCACACAUCAGCAGUUCAGCAGCUAUGAGCCGGAAUUGUUUCCUGGUUUAAUCUACAGAAUGAUUAAGCCAAGAAUUGUUCUGCUUAUUUUUGUUUCUGGAAAAGUGGUUUUAACUGGUGCUAAAGUACGAGCAGAAAUCUAUGAAGCAUUUGAAAACAUCUAUCCUAUUUUAAAGGGAUUCAGAAAGACAACGUAACAGUUUCUACACAUUUCAGAUAAAUCAGGGGUAUAUUUCAAAAGAUAUUGUGUAUGGCACAGCAGUAACAAGAAACGGACUUCCAGUGCAACUGCAACACCAGGACUUGGACUAUUUCCCAGUUAGUGCCUACUUCCCUGAUGCUCAAGGGGAACUGUUUUCUUGAAUAUGUCUACUGAGUUACUGUGAGUUGCUUUACUGGGCUGCUCCUGGAGCAGCCCCUCCAACUUUUAUUUAUAUUCUAGCUUUUAAAUAGUUUUAAUGCCAGUUCUAUUAAUAGAAAAUCUGUAAGCUGAUUUAAAGACAAAUGCAACAGUGUCACUCAGUGUAUAAACCACUUUAAUUGCCAUGUAUAUAUGUUUUAAGUUCCUUCCAUAAGACCAUGGUUUUUAUAAUUUUCAGAACUUUAGCUUUUAAAUUUUUUUCAAUUUUAAAUUUCCUUGGUGCCAGACACAUUCCCUCUUUCCAGUAUUAAGCAAGAUAGAAUGAAUUUAUUAAUUAAAAUGGCUCACUGUACAUAUAUAUAUAAUAUAUACCUUUCUUCUCUUUCCUUCUUCAACUCCCCAUGUACAAUAAACCCUGUUUAUACAACUAUGGGAACUGUCUUAAUAAAUUUUAAAAUUACCCAGCUGGUAGAAUGAAA
Passer domesticus (house sparrow) is the source of this 1891-nucleotide messenger RNA. RefSeq names its product TATA-box binding protein (gene TBP). Bases 340 to 1248 code for a protein of 302 amino acids. The transcript is spliced from 8 exons. The record is from RefSeq and is a predicted model, not a curated record. Gene Ontology annotation, biological process: DNA-templated transcription initiation. Gene Ontology annotation, molecular function: RNA polymerase II general transcription initiation factor activity; DNA binding. Lineage: Eukaryota; Metazoa; Chordata; Aves; Passeriformes; Passeridae.